Messenger RNA from Oreochromis niloticus (Nile tilapia), 6757 nucleotides. RefSeq names its product chloride channel protein 1. The record is from RefSeq and is a predicted model, not a curated record. The coding region runs from base 68 to 3166 and encodes 1032 amino acids. The transcript has 24 exons. Gene Ontology annotation, cellular component: plasma membrane. NCBI's taxonomy places the organism in Eukaryota, Metazoa, Chordata, Actinopteri, Cichliformes, Cichlidae. Gene Ontology annotation, molecular function: voltage-gated chloride channel activity. Gene Ontology annotation, biological process: chloride transport; transmembrane transport.
AGUACUGGUAUUGCUGAGACAGACGGUGAGCGGGUGGGUUUAUUUUUGGGUCAGUGACAGUGUGUCAAUGGCUGCAGAUGCGUCGGAAAGGAAAGCUCUUAGAUACAAGCAAACCCUGCUCUAUGGGGAGUACCAAGAAAACCAAGGAGGCUCCGGCAGACGGGAGGCCACACGCCUGCUGACAGAGAGGCAGAUCAAGAAACAUCGGACCCACCACUGCAGCCAUGCCAGGACACGGCACGGACACGGACAUGGGCGCCGUGGCCAAAAUGGAUACCACAGCCGCCAUCAAUACAGCUACUACAGCAGGCAAAGGAACAGGCGUCAGUCCAACAUGGAGACCGACGCUGCUGAUGAGCAAACAGCUGAGCCCGACCUCACGUCCUCUGUGAAGAAGAAGCGCUCCUACUCCAAGUGUAGAGACUGCAUAGCACGAGUGCAGCGAUUCCUUGUGACCAGGUUGGGAGAGGACUGGAUCUUCCUGGUUCUCCUGGGCAUAACAAUGGCACUGGUCAGCUGGACAAUGGACUACGCCAGUGCAAAGAGUCUACAAGCCUAUAAGUGGAUUCACGGGGAGCUGAGAGGGAACAUCCCCCUGCAGUACCUGGCCUGGGUAUCCUAUCCCCUGAUGUUUAUCCUCUUCUCCUCCCUCUUCUGUCACCUGGUUUCCCCUCAAGCUAUUGGUUCUGGUAUACCAGAGUUGAAGACCAUCCUGAGAGGUGUGGUACUAAAGGAAUAUUUGACUCUGAAGGCGUUCAUUGCCAAAGUCAUUGGUCUGACGGCUGCUCUGGGCAGCGGCAUGCCUGUGGGCAAAGAGGGCCCGUUUGUUCACAUUGCCAGCAUCUGUGCAGCAGUUCUCAGCAGGUUCAUGUCCUUUUUUUCAGGAGUUUAUCAGAAUCCAUACUGUUACACAGACAUCCUGACGGUCGGUUGUGCUGUCGGGGUGGGCUGCUGCUUCGGUACUCCGCUUGGAGGUGUGCUCUUCAGCAUAGAGGUAACAUCUACAUACUUUGCUGUAAGAAACUACUGGAGAGGAUACUUUGCUGCUACAUUUAGUGCCUUCAUAUUCAGAGUGUUAUCCGUGUUUAAUAAAGAUGCAGUAACCAUUACAGCUCUGUUCAGGACGAACUUUCGUAUGGAUUUCCCUUUUGAUCUGCAGGAGCUGCCAGCGUUUGCCGUCAUUGGGAUCUUCUGCGGGUUCCUCGGCGCGUUCUUUGUCUACCUCAACAGACAGGUGGUGCUGUUUAUGAGAAGACCCAAUGCCAUGACCCGCUUCCUGACUAAACACCGACUGCUUUUUCCCGCUGUGGUAACGCUGAUAAUCGCCACCUUGACCUUUCCACCUGGAUUUGGACAGUUCAUGGCAGGAGAGCUGAUGCCCAGAGAGUGCAUCAACUCUCUGUUUGACAACUUCACAUGGACAAAGAUUUCAGGGUCUCCUCCACCGGUCGGUCUGGGCCGCUCUGCUGCCUGGCUGCACCCUGAUGUCAGCGUCUUUGUCAUUCUGGUGCUCUUCUUCCUCAUGAAGUUCUGGAUGUCUGCUGUGGCCACCACCAUGCCCAUCCCAUCCGGAGCUUUCAUGCCAGUCUUCAUCCUAGGAGCUGCGUUUGGCAGGCUGGUAGGGGAGAUCAUGGCCACUCUGUUUCCUCAUGGGAUCGUGUUUGAUGGCAUCCUUUACCGCAUCAUCCCUGGAGGGUACGCAGUCAUCGGAGCAGCAGCGUUGACUGGGGCCGUGACUCACACAGUGUCCACGGCGGUUAUCUGCUUCGAGCUGACAGGUCAGAUCUCCCACAUCCUGCCCAUGAUGGUGGCAGUAAUCCUGGCCAACAUGGUGGCCCAGGGCCUGCAGCCCUCCCUCUACGACUCCAUCAUCCAAGUCAAGAAGCUCCCGUACCUGCCGGAGCUUGGCUUCGGACACAUGAGCCAAUACAACAUCUUUGUAGAGGACAUCAUGGUGACGACGGUGAAGUUUAUGUCAUCUCAGUCCACAUACCGAGAAGUCAAACUCCUGCUGGACUCCACUUCGCUCAAAUCCAUCCCCCUGGUCGACUCAAAAGAUUCUAUGAUCUUAUUGGGCAGCAUUGACAGGGUGGAGCUUCUGGCUCUCUGUGAUUGGUGGUUGUCACCAGAAAGAAGGCUCCUGAUGCAGGGUCGCAGCCUGCAGGAGCAGAACCAGUCUCAGAAGCACAGCUGGGAGUCCUUCGCCUUCGUAGAUGAGGAGGAGGAGGAGGAGGAGGAGGACGGAGAGAAGGGUAGUCCAGUACAGGAGGAGAGGAAUGGUCCCCUGCCUCCUCAGAAGCCCCAGGAGCCUUCCUCGAACCACACUGCUCCUGCUCCUGAAAAAGGUUCUCUGCAGUCUGUGAGGAAAACACUCAGGAAUAUCUUCACCUCUAAGAGCAGGCAGACAGAGGGCCAGUCUCAGGAGCCUUGUCCUCCUCCGCUGUCAGACACCAUGACACCAGAAGAGAUUAAAGCGUGGGAAGAGGAAGAGAUGGACAAGCCGAUGGAAAUCGAUGAGAUACGAGUGGACCCUUCCCCUUUUCAGCUGGUGGAGAGAACAUCGUUACACAAGACCCACACCUUAUUCUCACUGCUUGGCUUAAGUCAUGCUUAUGUGACCAGUACUGGCAAACUGGUGGGGGUGGUGGCACUGAAAGAGCUCCAAAAGGCCAUCGAGGGCUCCACACGCUCUGGUGUCCGGCUCCGCCCUCCUCUGGCCAGUUUUCGUGAUAUCAGCAACCACAACUCGGUCUCUAAACCUCCACCUUCAUCUCCCAACGCCCCUUCCUCUCCGCCCUCCUCCUCUCCUCCCUCACCUGAAAUUGUUGCUCAGGCUCCUCCCCCCUCUCCCCCCUCUCCUUCUCAAAUACACCACCAUCACAGCCAUGAGAAUGAAACAGAGGUGUUGAUCGAGGGUGUGCCGAGGGAGGUGGAGGAGAGCACCAGUAGCGCUUCGGGGAGCGGCAGCAGCACGGUGGCUUGCAGCUCGACCAGCAGGAGCUGCAGCUGCAACAGCAACCUCACCCUCCCUCCUUCUUCUACUCCUCCCCCAGUCCCUUCUUCCUCCACUCCUCCUCCCUCUCCUCCUCUCUCCUCCAUCCGCCUCUCCACCCUACAGAGACUCUUUGAGGAAGAGGAAGACAGCGAUGAUGAGCCUAUGGUUUAGCUUACACAAGAGUGAUGCUUUUUUUUAUAAUGGAAAACUUUUAUAAUAGUUUGAGUUUUUUUCUUCUGUUCUUAAUACAUUUCUCCGGUCUUUGUACUUCCAUUUACCUCUUUUUAUGUUACUGGUACAGCUUCCACACACUCGUUUCACAGACCAUCACCUGUUUGGUGCAAAAAACACCUUAAACUGCAAUAUUCAUCUAGUUUCUUUGUAUCAGGUGUGAUUAGAAAGUUCAUGGUCUCUGCCCACAAAAGAAAAAACCAAACACUGACUUAAAUAUGGCUGAUCUCUCCUUCAAGGUCAGGUCGCUGUGCACUUCUGACCCUCUGCUGGGUCUGUGCUCUGUCUGGAAAGCCCCCUGGAAGCUAUGGUACAACUAAUUGCACAUACAGCACUCAUCCACUUCUCUGUCACAAUGACCCGACUUUAAUAUAAGGAUCAUCACUGGUGAUAAUAACCAGUUCAUUUUUUAUACAGAGGUCUAUUUUUUCUUCAGUUUAAAUCAAACGCUCCCUUUACCAGUAAAGCAUGGCUGAGGCUUCUCUUUGUCGCAGUCUGCACCAGCAUCCUGCAGUAACAUCCAGUUAAAGCAGGCCUGUGGGAUAGUUUGCUUCCCUUGUGAGAUGAGCUUUAUGGUCACAAACACCCCAUAGUUAUUCUUGUGGGGACCUGGAUUUUGGUCCCCACAAGUAUAGUAAACAUCCAAUUUUUGGUCCCCACAAAGAUAUGAAUACAUGCUCACACACACACACACACACUGUCAGGCCUUACCCUAACCCUAACCAUCAAAAAUGAAUGCCUAACUCUAAACCUAACCUAAUUGUAACCCUGACACUAAAACCAUAUUUUGAGGUGUGGGGUCAGGGACUCUGGUCCCCAUAAAGGCUGUUUGUCCCCCAGGUAUAGUAAACUUCCAAUUAUUGGUCCCCACAAAGAGAUGAACACACGCUCACUCACACACAUGCGCAUACACAGACCUCUGUUAAAUUAUUUUCAAAAUCCAAGUGAAAAAAGUUAAAUAAAUGUGGGAUGUUUUUAUUUUAAAGAAUAACUGUGGCUAAUAAUCGAGAAUAUAACAUUGACCAAAAUGACCGUGAUUCUAAGUUUUGCUUUAAUAAAACAGGAGCUCCACAUGGCCUAAACAAGCAAACAGUGGAUGUGUGUCCAGAGACAUAAAGUGAGACGACAUUGAAGCUGAAAUCAACCAAACUAAAGUCGCGUAUGUUUUCUUUUGGGCGGAUUCGUCGAGCGCUCUGAUUGCCACACGUAAGCUCUGAAGCUCUGUAUGUUUGUAAUGUUUGCUUGUUCUGUUUUACUUUCUGCUCAUUUUCCUUCUCUUGUUGUUUCACACUUUGAUUUUCAUGGGUUAAAUAGUAGAUGCUGCCAAAUCCACAAAGUCAGGUAUCUAACUGUGAUAUGCUCUUUUUGAAUAUUUGAUAAUGACGGUUUUAGCACUCUUAAGCUUAUUUCUGAGAUCCAGUAAUAUCACUGGUUAAGGUCAAAUAACCCACCUGUUCAGCUGCUAGACAUAUUGAAUGGCCCUGUGAUGAACUGGUAACUGUCCAUAGGCUCCAGCCCUUCCACUAACCUAAACUGGAGAAGCGGUUAAUAAAAUGGAUGGAUGGACAUUACUGAGGAGUAGAUUGAUAAAACACUGCUACCAUUUGUACUGUCUGAAUUCAGACUGCAAUUGAUUAACUGUGCCUCUGUCACAGCUGUUUCCAACACCACACACUUUACUGUAUGUUCUGUGGGUUUUUUUACUGUAACGCUCUCUGCUCAGCUGAAUCACAAUAAUCAAUCAAAAGCUUUGCUUCCCAAACAAGAGGUGAACCUGGUGAACUGCUGCACAGUUGUCCUGUGUUACCCGAUCGCUUAAGUCUUAAAAAAAAGGGAGGAUUUUAUCAGAUGAGAGCAGAGGGUAUUGAUUUAUUUUAACUGGCAACAAACCGUGUGGGUAGCAGAAAACUAAUGGAGCUGCUCAGUCCACUGUGGAAGAUUGGCCAAAGCCCCACAACGACCUCCAAAUUGUGCGGCGACCUUGUGGAUGCAGCCUCAGAGCUCAUCUCAUCACGGUUAAGUUGAUAGAUGGUGCGGCUCGAGGCGGCUGACGACAGCAAAACCUCGCCGUGCAGAUCCUCAAGAUUCGUUUUCUCCUUUUUUCCACAAAAAGGAAGCCUCGCAGGUUUAACCCUAAUCACUUUCAUAAGUCUAAAUGGGAUUAUCAGAAAAAUCUACAGAAGCUUUUCAUUCUAACAUUGGUGAUGAUAGCCAAGGUUUUCUGACAGUGAAGGAGAGAUGACAUAAACAGAUGUGUUGCCAGAGAAACGUUUCCCAGUUAAUGCUGUUAAAGAUGCUAAAAAUAGCAUCUUUUUUAAAGCUGUUAAAACAGAACUGUUGUGAUGGUUAUUAUAAGAAGCAAAGCUGCUCAUGUAACAAUUUCAAAGAAUAAAAGUCAAGAAAUUUAAUGACUAUUUAACCUUGAUGUCUUCCUGAGCUUUUGCCUUCUAGGCAGCUGCCUCUGUAGGUGGUUCAGGUGUCUUUUAUCAUAAUCAUAUAUAAGCUUCAGUUAAUCACAUACAACUGAAAACAGGCCUGGCUUCCUCUUUUUUACUAUUUCUCAGAAUUGUUCCUCAGGUUAACCUUCAGGGUUGCUUAAUACAAACAGCAUCUGGUACCUCCACGUCAGAAAUGCGAUUCUUCAACUGUUUUGUGGUUUUCUUCCUGUUUAAAAAAACAUCAGUAAAUGAAUUCAAUAAGGAACACAAUAGCAGGAACAAAAACCAAAAGCUUUGCAAAAAGAGGCUUUGAGCUGUGUAGAAGUUUGGAGUUAGGUGAAAAUCACAAUCUCAGUGUCCAUGGUCUGGCCUGUUAGGUCUGUCAGCAUCAGUGUAUUAAAGAAUAAAGAAGAAUCAGGCAGUAUGUAACGCUGGGCUUCCACCAGGUCUGCUGGAGGGAUAACGCAGCACUAUCCUCCCGCAGUACCACAUACUGUGUCACAGUCAUGUUCCCCUCUCACACACUCAGACUGCAGACACUCUGCUGCUGCUGCAAGAAGAAAAGUGAAUGACUUGGAGUGAAGAGGAAAAGAGUUAGAUCACAACACUCGUCUGGUGGUUAUAUCUGUCUUACUUUUACAGUUGGUAAAACAUCUCGAUGCUUCAGGUCAAGAGAGGGUGGGGAUGUUUGAUAAGUAAGAGGUGCGACGUGAUAGUGAAAUGGUUUGGCUUUGUGUGGAGGUUUUGAACAUGAUCUUUGGUUAUUUUUUGACGGCACUAUUGUCUGUUGACUAAGCCUAAGUGGAAACGUUUUUUGGACCCUCAGGUAUAUAGCAGGGGAUAUCCAAGCUAACAUUUUAUGAAUACAUUACUUUAGUAUAAUAUAUUUUUAAACAAAUGACUAAAAAGCUAAAAAAUACCCAAAUCUAACUUGAACGUGAUUGUUCAGAAGCACUCGACUACAUGCGUCUGUUACCUACAGAUUCAUCUGCAGAGAUGUUUAUCUGUUUGUUGAGAUUAUUUGAUAAUGUCAAACACAUCACAUAAUGGAACGUAACAACCAAACAUGUAAAAUAAAUGUUCUCUAAAUGAC